Messenger RNA from Effrenium voratum, 507 nucleotides. NCBI's taxonomy places the organism in Eukaryota, Dinophyceae, Suessiales, Symbiodiniaceae. The record is from the annotation of a GenBank genome assembly.
AUGCUUGGGUUGGAGCAUGGCCAGCCGAAAGUGGGCGAGGAGAGCCUGAGAGGCGACAGUGUCGACGAUUAUGACCUCCAUGACGACUACGAUGAGCGCCUGGACCCCCGAUUCAAGCCUGUCUAUCCUCCUGGCCCUGGCGACCAUGAGGACCAUGAGGACCAUGAGGACCAUGAUGACCAUGAUGGCCAUGGCGACCAUCAGGAUAGCCAGGAUGAGAGAGGCAAGGGCGAAGUUGAAGGUGAGGACGGCGCUGAUCAGGAAGCCUUGUCGAAGGCCGAGGCGUUGCUGAAGAUUGGCAAGCUCAGGGACGAGGAACACAGGCGCAAGGAAGCAGAUAAUUUCGCCAAGAUCUUCGGCCAUGGACUUGACCAGACUGGAAGAAGGAUGCAGCUGGUCGAUGAGCUGGACGAUGCGCCAGAUGUUGAAGCGGACUCUGUCUCUCAGCUCGCCAUUCUCUUGGAGGAGCAGGACAGAAGUCUGCGGGCGGGUGGCUCCGGAAGGUGA